UGAGCUCAGACGCACCUGGAGGAGCGCGUGUAGGCGGAAAAGCUUAAUAGGGACCGCCCCAUCGAUGCCUCUCCCCUCUGGCAAUGCCCUUCUGCACGCCCUUCUGCUUGCGCCAUAAUGCUCAUCUUGCAAGGUGUGGUGCUCCUCUGUUGGCUGCUUAGCCGGAUGACUGUCUUCUCCGACCCGCGGCAGCGCACUCCCGCAUUUGGAUGCCGGUAUCUCGUCCCUGACAGCAGACAGCGGAGGAAAGGACGCAGCCUCGACGCAGCGCGAACGUCAGCGACUUGCGGAGGGUCCUUCUCCAGCAGCCCGGCUCGGCUUGCAGACGCGCCGCGGCCCGUCGUUUCAACCGUGCGGCAGCCUCAGACAACACAGCAGUCUCUGAACAAUGAUCUGGUUGUUGCGGUCGAGGGUCUGAGGAGGACAGCCAAGAGUCUCGACGCCACGGAGCUGGCCGCUGCCAUCGAGCGGCUCGGGCUGCUCUGUCGGGAAGCGGACACCGACGCGCCGAUUGAUGGUCUGCAUCUCGAGUUGGCCCCUGUGUCCGUGCGGCUGUGGGAGGUGGUCUAUGAGGAGUCUCAGCGGCUUCCGCACGGCAGCAACGGGUCGCCCGUCCGGACAGCGGAGCGGCUGAGGCGGCUGCUCAAGGCCGUGAAGGAUGGCGAGAUGGUGCGGGAUGACACGCUCUUGUCGAUGGGGAGAGGGUCACUGGGCGAUGGGGAUGCGGAUGUGGGCGAUGACCACCUCACUGCACAGGUGAGAUGAGUGAGUGACAUCAGCGAGCAGAGAGGAGCAGGGCAGACACAGCAUUAAUGUGGUGUUCUUCGAUGAAUGCUCAGGUUAAUGAUGACGAGACAAUCGCCAUCCGCCGACGGUUCUCGCGUGCGCCGACAACCAACGAUCUUCUCGACGAGGCCGUGGCGGCCUGUCCCCUCCUCACAUCGCGGAGCAUCGUGGCCUUCUUCAUACGACUCAUGAAGAUCUAUCCCAGGGAGAAAAGGAAACGGACAGCAAGGGAGAGGAAAGCGCCACACCUCAACGGCUACCACCGUGACACCACCAGCAGCAAUGAUGACGUGUGGGAAACGGGCUUGCUCAACGAUCGCCGUUUUCAGCUCGUGCGGCUCAAGCUGUGGCAGCUGCUCAUGGAGGACGCCGUCAUUCACAGACGCCCUCCAGCCCCUCUUGCAAAUGGCUACAGAAAUGGCCAUGGCAAGAGCCACCCCCCAGCCCCCUCCCUCCCCACUCUCAUCUCAACGACCGUCUCAAUCGCCCCCCACCAGCGCACAGCCGACACAUGGCAGCACAAGGGCCGUGCCAUGCUGGCAGAGCAGCGCAGGCGGCAUCUGGGCAAGCCAUCGUCCUGGCGAGUGGGCCAUCUGCUGCAGCACAAGCAGGAAGAGGAAGAGAGGCGGCGAAGGGAGGGCGUCAAGACGGUCAACGGGACGUUUGCUGCCCGUGACGUCGCCAUGUGUGCGUGGAGCCUGGCACGGCUGCACGCGAUGGAGAGGUCGUCAGAGGAGGCGAAAGAGGGCGACCAGCUGCUGCUGCAGGCAGCUGGGACCUAUGUCAUUGGACCACGCAUCGAGUAGGCGGACAAAUGCCCAUGCACAGCUGGUAACUCUUCAUCCCUGUUACUGGUGUGUCGCAGUGGUUACUGUGCGGCCGACCUGUCCCAGCUGUCAUGGGCAUACGGCAACCUCAAAGUCGCCUCUCCCCGGUUCUUCCGCUGCGUGGUGGAUCGCAUGCUGGCCCUCCGGAGCGGUCGGCCGUUCGACGACGCAGCGGCCUCGCCCCCAGACUUCAGCCCCACGUGCAUGACGGCCUUCCUCUGCGGCCUCCUCUACGCUUUCAUGGCGCUGCCCAGGCGGUCCCUGCCGUCACAACUCGCACACCAAACGCGGAAGCUGAUCGAUGCCUUCAUGGCACAGGUGCGCCAUGCCCACACAAACACGUGUGCCUUGGUCGGCUGGGACACUCGCUCAUCGAGUGGUGUAUUGUCGUGUUGCUCAGGCGUCGCGUCAGCUGCCUGCUUUCUCUGCCCGCGAGCUCGCCAACUUUACUUGGGCUCUCGAGGGGCUGACGGUCAUCAAGGAUGAGGCGGGCAAGAAUCUGCUGCAGAGGGGAGAGCAGGACGCGCGAGCCCGGUUCUUCACAGCCGUGACGCACGAAUUUUUCCAUCGGGUCAGUGUCGGUGGUGGAGAGGGGAGCGAUGGCGGUCAGGCGUUUUCGCGGACGGACCUUGCUCAGCUCUUUGGGGCACUCACCGCUGCACCAAUCGACGAGCAUCUGCUGAAGGAGGUAGUAUGACAGACGGACAACAGCGCACCAAUCCUGAGUGAUUCUCUUCUGUGUGCGUUGUGCUGCAGCUGGCAGAGGAGAUGGGUCAUCAGCUGGACCGUCUAGCUGACGAGAGACCGUCCUCACCACGAGCGGCGUCGCCCUCUGGCAUCGCGUCCCCACCUGCCCCUGCCACCCCACCCUGUGCCCCUCCAUCGAUUUUUCCCCAAGCUGUAGACCACGCCCCAAUGCUGAACGGCAACCAGCACCGAGGGCGUGCCCCGCGCCAUGUGGUGAAAGGGACGAGUGAUCUGAGAGAUCGGGUCAUUAGGCUGGGGGCAGGCAGGGGACUGGUGGUGGCCAACGGGUACUCGGGAAGCUAGCCAAUACGUGCAUGUGUUUGUGAGGGUGCGCUUGCACUAAGUGCAGUGGAGUGAUCAAGUGGUCAAUAGCGAUUUUUCGCCCUAAUGCAUGCUUCAUCCAUGGUAGACGGUCAGGAAAUGUAGUCAAGAAGAGAGGAGCCUGCCUGCCUGCCUGCCUGUGUAUAUCCAUCCGUGGAAAGGCAGGCCUGUCAGCAACAGUGAGCGCACCAUUUCUUCGUGUGUAUCCACGUCUCAGUCACAUUUGUAUGGUUCACGGUUGUGUGCAUGCACAUGGAUUUUGGCUGCAUUCAUGGCGUUUUUGCCGUACCAAUGGAUAGAUGCUUUCAUCUACGGCUGCAUUCAUGUAUAAGCGAU
Molecule: messenger RNA, 3017 nt
Organism: Vitrella brassicaformis
Lineage: Eukaryota; Vitrellaceae
Source: the annotation of a GenBank genome assembly